GCACCACUCUGUUUAGGCCCUUUCAGGCAAUUUGAUAUGUAUAAACUAGAUAAUGUUUAGGAUUGUAUGGUUGUUUUUACUUCAAGAGAUAGUGCACAAAUGAUCAGAAGUUUACGUACUCCCAAAUAUCCUUUACACAUCAUCAUACAACCUCUGGAAACCCUAUCCGUGGCUCAGAUGAUUGAUUCAGCGAGCUGGUCAGCUCAGGAAGCGUUGGAUCCAGAACAACAGAUUGGACACUCCAGACGUCUGUACUGGAUCUGGAAUGAGAAAAGUAGAUUUCUACAGACUGUAUCGGAGCUCAACCCGUUCCGGUCAGUUUACUUCGCCUGGCUAGAUAUUGGAGCACUCAGACAUUCCAGUUGGAAUGGCGAGCUGAUGAUGAAACGAUUACCCAAGGAAGCAGGAAUUCUUUUGCUCGGAGUUGGAGCUUUUUCACCUGAAGAACUUGUUAUAGAGAAUGGAACUUCACUUGCAGAUUUCUCCAAGGUUGACCGUAUUGGAGGGGGCAUGUUUGGUGGCAGUUUAGAGAACGUGCAAAAAUGGAGUAAAAUGUAUUACACAACACUGAAAAGGUAUUUCUUAAGCUCACGGUUCGGUGGAAAGGAUCAGAGUGUUAUGGCGACUACAUGUUUACAGUCAGAUAUUUGUCUAAUAUUAGGAGACACACCUAGGUGGUUCCUUCUCCAAGAAUACUAUAUGGGACGAAUACCGGAUGAACCAAAAAGAUUAAAUCUAACAAAAUAAAGUUGUUUCUUUAUAAAUGAUGCUCUCUUUGUUAUCAAUCCAACUCAAAUAUCAAAAUCCAGACUUUCUGACUUUCCAAUUUAGUGAGAAAAAAUCCGCCAUAUUGAAGAAAUUUCCUAUAUUAAAGGGAAAAUUGCAGAUUCAAAAGGAGAUUGUGAGUUGUAUGGAAUAGUUUGCCAAUUUGAUUAGAUCUCUUUGAAUUAUAACCGUUCAUCUUUCAAUACAAGAUGCCAAUCAUCUUUAUAAUAUGUUGCGCACAAUCUUUCUUUUACAAUAUGUACAAUAUUUAAUUAUAAUUGUAUCCAAACUACGCCAUUUGUGUCACAAAAUUUAUACCUCUCAAUAUUAUUUUACCUUAUUACUUAUUUUUGUUAAAUACUUUCUUUUGGCAGUGAAUUCAUAUUUAUGAAUAUUAAAGGGACCCUUCACUUAUUUGAGUAUUUUUAGGGUAACAAUAAAUGCCUUAUUAGCUAUUCAUUGGUAUUGUUACUUUUGAAAUCUAACUGUGGCCGAAUAUGUUUAAAUAUAUGUAUACUAUAUGAUUAAAAGCUGUGAUAAAUAUAUUUCUUAAAGGCA
This is a messenger RNA of Eurytemora carolleeae, 1323 nucleotides long. RefSeq lists its product as uncharacterized. NCBI's taxonomy places the organism in Eukaryota, Metazoa, Arthropoda, Copepoda, Calanoida, Temoridae. The record is from RefSeq and is a predicted model, not a curated record. Bases 67 to 747 code for a protein of 226 amino acids. The transcript is spliced from 9 exons.